GUCUUGUGCAACCCUUAAAAGACAGUGGUUAAACAGGAUUCUCAGUCAUUCACAGUGGCGAAGGAACUCAAGAAUUCAAGAACUCUACUCUCUGUCUGUGGAUCCAGAAUCACAAACACCAGCUCUGCACUGUUCUUUUCUACAAAACAGAGCGAUGGCUUCAGAAGAGAGCCAGUGGACUGAAACAGAGAAAGAAACGUAUGAACUUGACUCGUCACUGGGCUCUGAGAUUGAUGAACUAUAUGAAAAUGUAAGAGCAAAUUCAAAAUCACCAACUUGGCAAGCUGAGGCUGAGGCAGAGGAAUUGCGCAUCAUGUUACUGGGUGCUCGAGGGUCUGGAAAAAGUUCAUCUGGAAACACCAUCCUCAGAUGUAACGCCUUCAACACGGACAUGCAGCUGAGCAGAGUCACACAGUUCUGUGAAAGAGCUUCCGGAAACAUCAACAGCCGACCCGUGGCCAUAAUCGACACGCCGGGACUGAAUAAGAUCAAUCGAAUGGAGAAGGAGGUGAUCAGGGAGAUCAUGAAAUCUAUCUCGCUCUAUAAGCCAGGACCACACGUGUUUCUGCUGAUUCAGCCGGUGGGAAACUUAACCAAUGAGGACAAGAACAUACAUAAAUUAAUCCAGAACAUGUUCGGGAAGAAAGUUUGGAAUUACACAGUGGUUCUGUUCACACACGGAGAUCGACUAGAGGGGAAAAUACCAAAUGAUGUGAUUGCCAGCUCAGAUAAAGACCUUAGAGAUUUUAUCCGCACAUGCAGUGGUGGAUUUGUGUUCUUCAAUAACAAGAACAUGGAAAACUUUGAGCAAGUGACCAAACUACUGGAGAAGAUUGAAGCCUUGGUGGCCAUCAAUGGCAGAAGCUGCUACAAAACGUCGUUUUACCCAAGCUCAGAGAGAAAGCUACGUGAAAAACAAGAGAAGAUUCUGGAGGAGAGGCAGGAAGAGAUUGCACGAAAGGAGAGAGAGCUGGAGGAGAAUCAUGAAGAUAGGGAGGAGUUAGAAAGGAAAAAGCGUGAGCUCCGGAGAGAAGAAGAGGAAGAUGCACGGAGACUAGCUGAGAAUCCACCAAGACGCAAAACUCUAGCUGUAAAUCUCACCAGAGCCCCCUCAACUAUAAGAUCAUAGAUCAUCCACUAAUCAAACCAUUUUAUGAGCAUCUCAGGACCUUCUUCAUGAAUAAUGGAGAUUUAACAUUCCCUGUAGGUGAUGAUCUAUAGAUUUUGCACUGUUCAGGUUUUACUUUGGGCCUGUUUAUUAUUGUUGUGCUGUUUUAAUUUAGUACAUUAUUAAUUGUGGACGUAGGUAAUAAUUC
This is a messenger RNA of Carassius carassius (crucian carp), 1316 nucleotides long. Its product is annotated as GTPase IMAP family member 4. Bases 155 to 1129 code for a protein of 324 amino acids. Lineage: Eukaryota; Metazoa; Chordata; Actinopteri; Cypriniformes; Cyprinidae. The transcript is spliced from 4 exons. The record is from RefSeq and is a predicted model, not a curated record. Gene Ontology annotation, molecular function: GTP binding.